GGGCGUGAUAACCCUACAACCUUCCAAGUCUAUGUGAUUGUCUCUGUAUUUAAAACACUAGACAUACAACCAUCAAUUUUGAAGUUCUGUGUUUUUAUUUGGUUCUCUUUGGUUUCCUGCGAAGGGAAGCUUCAUUUGAAUUUGGUUGAUGGCCUGGAAACAGGCCCGGUGCCAGGAUUUUGAAAAUUGGUUUGAUAUCACAGCUAUUUAUGCUACCUAAUUCACGGAAACGAAAGAAAGGGAAUGACGAUGAGCAGCAGAUAAUGCUGUUUUAUUGCAUCCCGAUGAAUACCAAUCCAAACUCAUACAAUGUCAUCCAUAGCUCAUCUCAAUCAAAACAUCAAAACACUGUCUACUCAAGGUCACUUGAAGGAGGCUAUUCAUAUUCUUCUUACAGCCCACGACCUUCCUGUACACUCUUCUACAUAUAUUCAUCUGUUGCAGGCAUGCAUUGAAAAUAAAGCCCUAUCAGAGGGUAAGAAAGUUCAUUUUCACAUCAAUGACAGAGGUGUUACAUUUGCCACCCACAGUUUUUUACAAAAUAAACUCAUCAACAUGUAUGACAAGUGCGGAAGCUUGGUGGACGCCCGCAGUGUUUUCGACAACAUGACCGAAACAAACGUCUUCUCAUGGAAUAUGAUCAUUUCAGCUUAUAAAAGGCACGGUGUUCCUCAUCAGGCGUUCACACUAUUUUACCAAAUGCAACGAACAGCUGUAAAACCCGAUCACUUUACCUUAUCCACCGUUCUCCCUGUAUGCGCGAACGUGGCAACUCUAAAUCAUGGUUUUCAGAUCCAUGGAAAGGCCAUUAGAUGUGGAUUUCACUUUCAUGAUUUUGUGAUGAAUACCCUUAUAGAUAUGUAUGCAAAAUGUGGAAGAAUUGAGAAGGCGCGCGAAUUGUUUGACAGAAUGCCUAAUGCAAACGUGGUCUCAUGGAAUGCAAUGAUUACAGGGUAUGCACAAAAUGGCGUUCUUGAUGAACUUUUAAGACUUUUUGAAGAUAUACCCCAAAAGAACGUUGUUUCGUGGACUGCAGUCAUUGCUGGAUGCGCACAGAAUGGGUUUGUUGAUAAAGCGCUGGAGUUUUUUAAGCAAAUGCAAUUGGCGGGUAUAGAAGCAGACUCGUCAACCUUUGCCAGCAUCCUCCCAGCGUGUGCCAAGAUGGGAGCUUUGGAACAGGGCAUGGAAAUUCAUCAAAAACUAAUUGAGAGUGGGCUCUUGCCACAUGUAGUAGUUAUGACUGCUGUCAUUGACAUGUAUACAAAAUGUGGAAGCAUAGCGAAGGCACACAAAUUGUUCGACGAAAUGCCUCAACGGAGUGCAGUAUCAUGGACAACUAUUAUUACUGGGUAUGCGCAAAAUGGGCCUGUUCAUAAAGCCUUGGAGCUUUUCAACCAAAUGCAAUUGGCAGGUGAAAAGGUAAACUCGUCCACUUUUGUCAGUAUCCUCCCAGCUUGUGCCAAAAUGGGAGCUUUGGAACAUGGUAUGAAUGUCCAUGGGAAGAUAAUUGAAAGUGGGCUUUUGUCAAAUGAUGUAGUUGUGACUUCUCUGAUAAACAUGUAUGCGAAGUGUGCUAGCAUAAGUAAGGCGCGUGAAAUCUUUGACAAAAUGCAUAAGGCAAAUGUGUUCACAUGGACUGCAAUGAUUACGGGAUAUGCACAGAAUGGUUUUCUUGAUGAAGCACUAAGUCUUUUCAAAGAAAUGCCUAACCGAAAUGCAGUCUCAUGGAAUGCAGUUAUUGCUGGAUAUGCACAAAAUGGCCAAGUUGAAAAAGCUAUGGAGAUCUUUAAGCAAAUGCAAUUGACAGAUGUAAAGCCAGACAAAUUGACAUUUGCCAGUAUCCUGCCAGCAUGUUCCAAAAUUGGAGCUUUGAAACAAGGUAUGGAGUUCCAUCAAAAAAUAAUUGAAACGGGGUUUUUGUCCGAUGUAGUUGCAACUUCCCUGAUAGACAUGUAUGCCAAAUGUGGCAGCAUAAAGAAGUCACGUGAACUGUUUGACAGAAUAAAAAAUCCGGAUGUGGCUUCAUGGAACGCAAUGAUUUCAGGCUAUGCAAUGCACGGCCAUAGCCAGGACACCCUCAAACUCUUUGAACUGAUGAAGCACUCUCAAACUAAACCCAACUAUAUAAGCUUUGUUUGUAUUUUAUUCGCAUGCAGCCAUGCAGGUCUAGUGGAUGAUAGUUGUAAAUACUUCAAUCAGAUGAUUCAUUUUUAUUGCAUCAUACCUACAAUUGACCAUUAUGUAUGCAUGGUUGAUCUUCUUGGCCGUGCUAGCUGCUUUGAAGGAGCCUUAAACUUUAUCAUUAAAAUGCCAAUAAAACCUGAUUCAGUUGUGUGGAUGAGUUUGCUUGGUGCUUGUAGAUCACACAAGAAUUUACAUCUAGGAGAAUUUGUGGCAACGCUCCUUUUUGAGCUGGAUCAUAUAAAUACUGCACCUUAUGUUCUUCUGUCAAACAUUUAUGCAGAAAUAGGCAGAUGGGAUGAUGUUCGAAAUGUAAGGAAAUUGAUGAAAGACAGAGGUAUCAAAAAGAUACCUGGAUGUAGUUGGAUUGAAGUCCAUAAAAAAGUUCAUGUUUUUUGUGUAGGUGACAGAUCACACCCACAAACACAAGAGAUCUAUGCAAUGUUGGAGAAAUUGUCUUCGGAGCUGAAGGAGGCAGGGUAUGCUCCAGAUACAAAACCUGUGCUGAAUGAUGUGGAGGAUGAGGAGAAGGAAUUACUUCUCUGCCACCAUAGUGAGAAGUUAGCGAUUGCAUUCGGGUUGUUACACAUGUCCGCUGGAACAACUAUUAGAGUUGUCAAGAACCUUCGAGUAUGUGGAGACUGCCACACGGCAACCAAGUUUAUCUCCAAGAUUGUUGCAAGAGAAAUUAUUGUUAGAGAUUCCAACCGUUUCCAUCAUUUCAAGCAUGGACAUUGUUCUUGUGGAGAUUAUUGGUGAUUCUGAGAGUAGAAAGCUAUAAUCUUACAGUUGCACUGUAACAAGAUGCAUGGUCACAUUUGCAGUGGAAGACUUUACAGUCCUGGACUGAAAAGCUGGAGGAGGUUGAAGAAUGGGGAACAUGGAAAGAGUGGAAUGUGUGAAGCCUUGAAGGAAAUGAAAGCUGCACUGCUAGCAGGAAAUGUGAUUGUCAGAAGCAAGUGAUGUGUUAUGAGGCAAGAGAAGGCACAAAAACCUAGUGUAUGCUGAUGACUUCCUAAUGUUUUAAUGCAUGAAAAAUCAGUUUUGAGACACAGUUGAAAUAUUGACACAGCAAAGUGGAGCAGAUGACAAACAAUGCCUAUAUCUUUUGACGGAUUUUGCUGCACUGUUUCACCAAAUGCAUCAAAAAAGUGUCCAACCCAAUUAGUUCACUUUCGCCACCAUACUUCUAGUCUAUGCCAAAACAAGAGGUUUUGAAUAGGGAAUGAGCAUUUAUGAAAGCAUAAUGGAAAAAUGGGCUCUUGUUGGAUGUUAUAGUUACCACUGCCUUAAGACAAAUGUAUAUAAAAUGUGGAAGCAUGCACAAGGCACAUCAACUGUUUCACAAAAUGACAGAGAGAUUUAGUCUCAUGGAAAUGCAAUUAUUGCAGGAUAUGCACGGAAUGAAUUUGUUUAAAAAGGAUUUAGAAACUUAUAAGCAAAUGCACUUGGCAAGCAUAAAGCCAGUCUCCACAAUAAUCUUUGCCAGCGUUCUUCCAGCCUGUUCUAGUGCCCAGCAUGAGAGAUUUGUAAGAGGCCAUUGACAUACACCAAAGUAUAAUAGAAAGUGUUUUGUCUCAGAUGUUAUAGUUGCAAGCGCCUUGACAGAUAUGCAUGCAAUAUGUGGAAGCAUGACAAAAGUCAUGAUCUGUUUUAAAAAAUACCCCCAAAAAAUGUGGUCUCAUGGACUCUACGAUUACAGGACAUGCACAAAAUGGUGUUCUUGAU
Molecule: messenger RNA, 3909 nt
Organism: Cryptomeria japonica (Japanese cedar)
Lineage: Eukaryota; Viridiplantae; Streptophyta; Pinopsida; Cupressales; Cupressaceae
Product: pentatricopeptide repeat-containing protein At2g13600
Exons: 3
Coding region: 310-2940 (876 amino acids)
Biological process (GO): RNA modification
Cellular component (GO): intracellular membrane-bounded organelle
Molecular function (GO): zinc ion binding; protein binding; RNA binding
Source: RefSeq, a predicted model, not a curated record